GAUGGGAGAGGGCGAAGGUGAUUCAGCAAAGGAGAUGGAAGGAGGGAUGGAUGACAUGAUUUCCACGCUUGCUGGUGCAGCUUCUGCCCUGCCAGUCCACCGACAUGGCCAGAGGUACCACGCCACAGCUCUAAUUUCCUCAAGAUUACUGCUGCAUUCGGUAGGUCCCUCGCUUGUUCAGCAAGCAGGCCAGACAAUUCUGGAGGUCGUCCCUUGCCUCCAGUGUCUACGUCGUUUGUCGUGCGUCAUAAUUCGGAAGCCUUCGCCAUGAUGGUGGCUCUGGACGAUGCAAAAUUCCAGAGAGACAAGUGACUGCUUUCUGCCGACGCGAACUCAAUAAGCGUUAAUUUAGUGCACCUCCGGUUAUCCUAUUAUCUGCUUUCUCAGUCUCCACCGUCCGAUAAUCGAGUCGCCGUCAUGGGUACUUCCAUGGAUCCUGGCGAUGCCACGUCGGUACCGGAGACUAUCGAGGACUGGUACGAUGACGUCACCACCGUGACGCCUUCCUCUAACGAUCCCCGUCGAAGCACGACCAAUGAGUAUGCCACGCUCCGGCGUCGACUGUCGAUGCGUCAGCAGUCCAUGCGCCAGCAGUCGCCACAUCAGCAGCAAUCCUUCACGAGCUCGCAAUCCUUUGCCUCCUCGCUGCACAGCUCUACUGCUAGCAGCAGGGGGAGCACGCCGUCAGGGGGAGGCUCGAGCUUCGUUAGUGCGAUCCCGGGUUUCGCUAGUAGCACGUCCGACACUGCCGCUGCGCCAAAGUUGUACCAGGUCGGUUCGAUCAAAGAAUGCGCCGAGGAGGAGGGGGAAGAAGCGGAGGGGGAGGCGCCAGCGCACGCCCGGGAAGCUAGCGGGGGAAGCGGAGCAGAUGGGGGGAACAGAGGAACGGCCCGGGGGGAAACUAACGGGCAAGAGGCGCUCAAGGGGGAAAGCGGGGGGGGGACAGCGCCUGGGAGAGGCAGUGAAGGGGAGGAUCAAGCGAGCAACGGUCGGCGAAUGGGGAGGGCGAAGCUCGGGAGAGUGAGCUUCGCUGCUGGCACGUGGCACGUCGGUGUCGACGACGAUAACGAGGAGGACAAAAACGAGGACGUGGCACAGCACAACGACUACAGUGGCGGAAGCAGUACCAGUAACAAUGUAGCGCUCGGCGGUGGACGCAUGAGGGCGAGCUUUGGUCCUCCUGGCGCCAGCGGUGAUUCCGAAGACGACAACGAGCCCGCCGCCUCCUCCGCGUUCUACAACGAGCUGCUGGGCAUCGGGGAGGCGCCGCUGAUCAACCUCAUUCGAAGGUACCACGAGGCCCUCCAGGCGCACGGGCUGGACGGCGAGGCACGGCAGAUCGCCGCGUCCGCCGCUGCCAGGCUCGUCAGCAUCAAGAGCAUGGCGCGAGGCGGGGAGGAGGACGGGGAGGAUGGAGAGGUGGAGGGGGAGGGGGGCGGGAGCGGGAGUGGAGGAUGGUUUGCGGGGGUGGGUGGAGGGAUGAUGGGGCGAGGGGAAGCGGGAGGCGGGGUGGGGGUGGAGUCCCACGAGGACGCGAUGAGGAGCGAGGUGGUGGUGCGGGAGGGGCUGCAGAGGUACCUCAUCGCCAUGCAGCCGCACCUGCUGUGCGCGCAGCCGCAGGUGGUGGCAUUCAGCCACGUGGCAGUGACGAGGAAGGUGGAGGUCAUUCCGGAUCAGAUCAAGAACUGCCUCAACGCGCCGUACUUCAAGCUCAAGUCCAUCACGGGGUGGCAGAAGAAGGAGACCGUUCAAGUGCUCAACGAUGUCUCGGGCUUCCUCAUGCCAGGGACCCUCACACUUCUCCUUGGAACCUCAGGCAGCGGCAAGACAACCCUCAUUCGCCUCCUAUCCGGCCGGCAGCCCCCCACUGCCGGCUCCGUCACCUUCAACGCCCUCCCUGUAACCCCCUCGCGCGCGCACCGCCUAGCUGGGGUGGGCUUCGAGGCGGACUGCCACCUGCCGGCGCUGUCGGUGCACGAGACGCUCUCCUUUGCGCGGCAGUGCUCUUUCCCGCUGUCAGUGCAGCAGCUGCUGCAGCACCCCAUGCUGGGCAAGGCGCUGAGGGCCAGCAUUGAGCGUGGCGACGACCCACUUGUGGCGUCCAGGGAAGCCAUGUUUGGGCUCACCAGGCGGGCCCAAGUGAAGGUGGGGUCGGGCAGGCUCUCCAGGGACGAGGUGCACCGGCUGACUGCGGCUGAACUCAUGGUCGGGGCUUACCCGGUGCUGCUGUUUGACCGCAUCAGCCAGGUGUACGACGGGCCCUCCACCCACAAGACUCUCACCAUGCUGCGCACCCACGCCCAGGUGCGGCAGCACGCGGUGCUGUGCUCACUGCAGUGGCCCACUCAGGCCGUCUUCUCCCUCUUCGACCGGGUCAUCGUGCUCAACCAGGGCCAAAUCGUCUUCCAGGGGCCGUGCCAUGCGGCUCUCAGGCACUUCCAGGCGCUGGGGUACCUGAAGCCGCUGCACAUGUCGGUGCCGGAGUACCUGCAGCAUGUCACCACGGAGGGGGGGGGGGCCCUCCGAUCGGGCAAGAAGAAGCUGCUGCUGGACGGAUUCGUGCGGGCAUAUAAGAAGUCUCCUUAUUACAAGAACAUUCUUCGUGUGACAAGCUCUCCCGCGCCUCUCCUCCUCCUCUGGAUCUCUGGGCCGGCGCGCCACGUCCUUUCCCGCGUCCGCUGUGCCCUCGCUGACGUGGCACCCGACGCUCUGUCAACCCUGGAUGGCGGGGAGUCAAAUGGGGAGGAACAGAAGAACACAGCAGCGGAGAGCAAAGGAGAAGCAACGCCACACCCCUACCAAGCAGUGGUGGUCACAGAGGCGCGGGUCUUCUUUGAAGGGGCGGGGGGGGGAGGGCAUCUGAAAGAAGGGGUGGAGGCAACAGGGCCAGUGUGUGUGGGGGAUGUGGUGGUGGCUGUGACGGUGGGGGAGAGGGGUGAAAUGGAGUAUGCGAGCUAUGCGGGGGGGGAAGUGCCGGGGGACGAGCUCAUGGGCAUGCUGGAGGAGCUCAGGGACAGCAGCGCCUGGCUGCACCUCGAGCUGCAGCGCCCGCUCACUAUAGUCACACAGGCGAGUGACACCACACAGGAACCAACUUCAAAAGACACCACCACCCAGGGCACCGCCACUGAAGCCGCUGCCAGCACAGACGCUACGAAGCAGGACAGCGAGCAGCUGCUGCCUCGCGCGCAGCCAGCCGAUGACCUGGACUUGGACCUCGAGGCAGGCCUCCCCCAAGCACCCACUGCUGCUCGCCCCACGCCCACCACUGCUGCAGGCCUGGGCUCUAGCACCCAGGGUAAUGGCAUGGGCAGCCCUGCCGUAGCCGGCCAUGACAAUGCUGAUGAAAGCCGCGCUCCUCUAGUUGACUGCACUGCCGGGCUCCUCGCUUGUUCCAGUCUCUCGGGGUCAGGGCCUAAUGGUGGAGGUUCAGGGCCUGGGGGGGAUGAUGUUGGGGGGGAGCGUGGAGCAGCAGCGAGCAGCAGCAAGAGCAGCAGGCCAGCGCUGAGAAUCCAGUCGCUGCCGCGGGCCAUCCCCCGCGGCAUCUCCUCCGCCUUCAAGACCCUCAGCUUCGCAGCACUGCGAGGCCGCAGCAGCUUCAGCAGCAAGGCGUUCCUGCAGCUCCCAGGAAUGGGCGUGGAGGCACUUAAAGCCAUGAACCUGUCAGCUGCGGCUGCGGCGUCGAGGGCAGCAGCCAUGGCGGGGCUGUGGGGGGGCGCGAAUAGGGAGCUGCUGAGCAAGGAGCUCAUUCUGGAGCCGUGGCCCGAGUUCAAGCUGCUGCUGCAGCGGCAGCUGAGAGUGAACCUGAGGAACCGGAGCUUCAUUGCUGCGCGGCUGCUGCUGGUCACCCUCUUGGGCCUAUUCGUGGGUUUCGACUUCUUCCAGCUCCCAGCAGACCCCCCGUCCUUUGCGCAUCUGAAUCUGCGGCGCGGCGUGAUGCAGAUCUCGCUGAUCACCAUGACCGUCAACAACGUCAGCCUGCUGCCGGGCUACAUGCUGGAGCGCCAGGUCUACUUCAAGCACCGCAGCGCACGCUUCUUCCGCACACGCUCAUAUGUGCUCGCACAGCUCAUCGCCAGCUUACCACUCUCUAUAGUCGAGGCGACCAUCUGGUCGGUGCUGGUGUAUUUCCUCACGGGCCUGAGCCUCUCUGACUAUGGAGCGCACUUCUUCAUCUUCCUCGCUGUGCUUGCCCUUGUAGCCAUCCACGGCGCCGCCAUGAUCCGAUUCAUCGCCUUCGCCGCCCGCUCGCUGCGCUCCGCCGCCUUUGCUGCUGCCAUCUUCAUGGGCCCCGGCAUGUUCCUCUUCGGCCACAUGCUUGUAGCGAAGGUGCUUAUACCGAGUUUCUGGAUCUGGCUAUACUGGAUCAACCCCAUCCAGUGGGCAGCGACGUUACUUGUGAUUAACGAGCACCGGCCAUUCGUCCCUGUGGCAUUCUGCCCGGCUCCGGACCGCGUCCCUGCUACCAUGCCGUACUGUGUGGGGAGGGAGGGGUGGCCGAUUGGCAAGGCGUACAUGGAGGAAUUCAGCUGGAACUUCGAAUGGGCGUACAUGAUCGCUGGGCCGCUCGUGAUUCUCGCGUGGAUUGCAGUGUGGACAGCGGGCACGCUCCUGUGCAUGCAGCCCAGCCACUACAAGAGCUUCGCGCCUGCAGUGAGGGUGCUGAGUGAGAGCAAGCGAGGGAUGAGGCGCGUGAUUGUCAGGGGGGAGGACGAGGGUGGUGAGGGGCAGGACGGGGUCAAGGGAGGGACGGUUUCUGGGGGAACAGGAAUGGGGGCGAGUGUGGCGAGAGUUGGGGAGGCAGCAGCAGAAGCAGCCGAAGCAGCAGCGGCAGCAGCGGGAAGGGCAGCGGAUGUGGUUGCAGAAACAGUUGCUCAAGUGGCGUCUGUGGCAGAAGAAGCUGCUGCUGCUGCAGGGCAGGCAGUGGCAGCCGCAGGGGAGGCGGUGGCAGCAGCGGGAGCAGCGGCAGUGACAGUGGCAAUGCAAGGGAUGGGCAGCGGAGCAUCCCUGCCAUGGGUUGGUGAGGGCGGCCCAGAGUGGGGGCCUCUUGGUGGCACAGGAGCAGCAGGGUCCGCACAAGCUGCAGCAGCUGCAGCAGCGGCAGCAGCAGCAGCAGCAGCGGCAGCAGAGGCAGAGGCAGCGGUGAUGGAGUCCAACAUCCCCUUCACCCCAUACCUCAUCACCUUUGAAGGCCUCUCCUGCUCCUUGCCCCUUCCCAGCCAAUCAGAGAGCUCCUGGACGAACUCUCUGGGCGGCAGCAGUGGCCUUGGGGGCGGCAGCGGUGUGGCGAGGAGGAGCGAGGUGAGCCGCAGCCUGGUGCGCGGCGUGACGGGGUGGGUGAAGCCGGGGGAGAUCACGGCUAUCGCGGGGGGCAGGAGCACUGGCAAGACUACGUUGCUCAACUGCCUGGCAGGUCGCAAGGUGCCGGGGCAACUGACCGGCCGCCUGCUGGUGAACGGCAAGCCCAGGGACGCCCCGUCCUUCCGGUGCAACACGUCGUACAUGGAGGGCGCCGACCUCUACUACCCUCUCCUCACGCUGCGCGAGAGCCUGCUGUACCGCACCGCGCUCACACUGCCUAAGCACAUGCCCGACAAGCGGCGGCGUGCGUUUGUGGCGCAGAUUCUGGAGCUGAUGGAGUUCAAGGGAGGCGUGGCGGACUGCCUGGUGCAGGACAUUCUGGCGGACGGGGUGGGGUCGGCAUAUGUGGAGAAGCGCAUUGUGUUUGCGAUGGAGAUGGCGGGCAACCCGAGUGUGAUCUUCUUUGACGCACCGUUUCUCAGGAUGGACACCACUGAGGUCGCCAAGUUCUCAGGCAUGCUCAAGCAUGUGGCAGCCGUGUGGGGGCGGGCCAUGGUGGUGGUGUCCAACGCGGUUACCGCGUUCCAUCUGAACGCCUUCCACUCGCUGCUCAUGCUGGGCAGCGGCGGCGAGAUGGUCUUCUUCGGCCCCGCGGGGAGAAACGGCCACGCGCUUGUGGAGUAUUUCUCUGCCAUCCCUGGCACCCCCCCGGUCCCCCCCGACACGAACCCAAUCAUCUUCAUAGAGAACCUCCUCGGCGACGCCGGUCACCAGCGCGCCACGGCGUGCGACUACGCGGUGGAAUACCGAGUCAGCGACCUCGCCAUGCUCAACGCGCACCGCCUCUCAGCCCUCCGCCGAGGGGGGGCUGCUGCUGCCACUGCUUUUGCUGCCAGGGCUGCUGUUGCUAACCUGGAGGCUGCGAAACUGGUUGCUACCAGCGGUGCUGUUGCUGCCGGCGGUGCUGCUGCUGGUGGCAAUGCUGAGUAUGGGGGUGCUGCUGCUGCUGGGUGGAGGGCCAUGGGAGGAGGAGGUGGCAUGGACUAUGAGAGUGCUGGCGUUUCAAUGGCCGCAUCUGACUCGGCGUGGUCCCAGGCCGCGCUGGAAGUCGAGGAAGCCAUCGCAGCAGAGGAGGCAGAGGCCCUGGCGGGGGUGGCACGGGCGCAUGCUGCUGCUAUGGGUGGCAAUUCCGAGGAGGAAGAGGGAGACGCAAGGAGGGGUGCGCAAGAGGAUGGGGCACUACGGCACAAGGCAGUCGCCGCUGCAGCAGCCGAAGCAGCAGCGGAUGCUGCAGCAGGAGUCAUAGCAGCAGGAGUCACAGCCGCAGGAGUCACAGCCGCAGGAGAUCCACACCAGCAGCAAGGGGAGCAUAAGGCAGGAGACCACCCCACCGCCCUCCACCACGCCACAUCCCUCCAGCCCCUCCUCGCCCACGCCUCUCCGCUCUCCCCUCCCACCCCUCCCAGCCGCCUGCGCAAGUUUCUGGCAGUGCACCACACCAUCCACCUCUUCUACUGGCGCAACACCUCGCACUCCCUCAACCGCAUUGUGCAGUCCGCCAUCCUGGGGCUGCUCAUAGGCUCGCUCUUCUUCCAGUACCGUGUGAACAAUCUUCUGCAGGCCACCACGGCCCAUGCAUUCCCCUUUGCCGUGCUGGCGUUUGGCACGACGUGCCAUGGGGGCACAGCCGUGGGGCUGAUCAACCAGACGAAGAAGAUCUUCGCCAAGGAGCGCGUUUACAACCAGCACUUUUUGCAGAUUUAUACAGUGGCUCACACGCUAGUGGAGAUCCCCCCUCUGCUCCUCACCUCCCUCGCGCUGGUCAGCGUGGCAGCGCCGCUGGCUGGCCUGGCGGUGGGCAGCGCGGGCACCUUCUUCUCCUUCGGUCUCACCCAGUUCCUCGCCGCCCUCGCUGUCACCUACUUUGGCUUCCUGCUCUCCGUGCUGCUGCCCCAACCCAAGUACGCAGCAGUGGUGAUUUCAUUCCUUAUCACAGCAUGGGUGGCCACGUGCGGCUUCUUCCUGCCCUUUGCCUUCACCAAGCACUUCUUCCUCGCAGUCUACUGGACCAACCCCAUUCAGUACGCCCUCAACGGGCUCACAGCAGCAGCCUACUACUGCAACACAGCGGCACCAGAGUGCACCCUCCCAGGCUGCCCCGGCGCCGCCCCUAUCUGCGCCAGCUGCCCCUGCAAGUGGUACCUCAACCCUGUCAAGGGACCCGAGUACCUCUGGGAUUUCCUCGUUGCCACCAGGUCCGCGCGCUCCGCAGUGUACUGGGACUGGCUCUUCCUGCUCUGCUUCUGCCUCGUGUGCCGCAUCGGGUCCUUUGCUGCUCUCCGCUUCCUCCGUCACAACCGCUAGCCCAUAUUGGGCUGAGAACAGCCAGGGAUCUUUGGCAGAGACGAAGUCCUUCAGUAGAUAGGGUGCUUAGUAGCAUAGCGGAAAUCCGAGUUGAACCCUUGUACUGGUAUAUGAGAGCAAAUGAUUGAUGAUAGCAAGGCAAUACCGUACAAGGGUUUAUAACGUUUUACAAGAGAAUACGAAACAUCGAACUAAG
Molecule: messenger RNA, 7861 nt
Organism: Closterium sp. NIES-67
Lineage: Eukaryota; Viridiplantae; Streptophyta; Zygnematophyceae; Desmidiales; Closteriaceae
Source: the annotation of a GenBank genome assembly